Nylanderia fulva is the source of this 4289-nucleotide messenger RNA. RefSeq names its product xanthine dehydrogenase/oxidase. Gene Ontology annotation, molecular function: FAD binding; oxidoreductase activity; 2 iron, 2 sulfur cluster binding. NCBI's taxonomy places the organism in Eukaryota, Metazoa, Arthropoda, Insecta, Hymenoptera, Formicidae. The record is from RefSeq and is a predicted model, not a curated record.
AGGAUAAAUGUGAAACGGCUACAAUGUAAGACCACUUAAAACCCGAGUGCAGUAGAGUUCGGAAAUUCGCGGUUUCCGUUCAGUUUCGUUCACUUAUGCGAUUUAACACUCGACUCGACGCUUGAUAUCAUGGUCGCGCGAACUCGGUGACAGUGUGAAGAAGAAUUAAGAAGAGAGAAAAAUUGUCAGUUGAAAUUUGCGAGAGACUACAUCUAUAAACCAGUCAAUUGUCUCCCCCCCGACAGAGAGUAAUUGUCAUCAUUCUUCAAUAUCGGCAAUGGGCGCAGCUGUCAGUACUGACAUUGCCAGUCUGGGGUACAUCUUAUAAGAAUCUCGUAGACGAAGGAUUGAUUCGUAUACACAUCGGCACAAUUGACAGUUGACAAUGUCAAAAACAUCAAUAUUAAAGUUUUCUUGUAAAAAGAGUGUAGGGGAUACCAAGAACUCCGUUAAGUUUACAAUUAAUGGAGUCCCACACGAGGUUUCGGGAGACAUACCGGCGAACACGUCCCUCAACGUUUACAUUCGCGACUAUGCGAAACUCCGCGGCACAAAGGCCAUGUGCCACGAGGGUGGCUGCGGCGCUUGUAUCGUGGCUGCGGAAAUCAAGGGAGAGACAAUGGCCGUGAAUUCUUGCCUCGUACCGAUAUUAAUCUGCGACGGAUGGGCAAUUCAAACGAUCGAGGGGAUAGGAAACAGAAAAGAUGGCUAUCAUUCGAUUCAGGCUGCCCUAGCUGGAAAAAAUGGCUCGCAAUGCGGAUACUGCUCCCCAGGCAUGGUGAUGAAUCUUUACAGUCUCACGAAAGACAAGAAAUUAACGAUGCAGGAGAUCGAAAAUUCGUUUGGCAGCAACAUCUGUCGAUGCACCGGUUAUCGUCCGAUUCUGGAAGCGUUUAAAGGAUACGCCAGUGAUGCGCCUCCCUCAUUGAAAAGGGGUAUUCUCGAUAUCGAGGAAAUUUACAACAUUAAAACGUGCCCGAAGAACGGGCUGCCAUGUACAAACGAUUGCGCCGAUAAACAAUCAAACAACAAUAUAAAGUUUAAUGUAAAGUUGGAAGAUACGGAAUUCCAUAAAGUUUACUCGAUCGAGGAUCUUUUCGCGGUAUUUAAAGAGAAACCAAAGGCCAAGUACAUAUUAAACGGCGGCAAUACGGCGCACGGUGUCUAUCGCACGAGCAAGAACACCCUUCACAUCGACAUAAACGACAUCCCGGAGCUGCGUCGCAUCGAGAAGACCGAUAAAUCUUUAACCCUGGGCGGAGGUAUAUCGCUCACCGUGGCGAUGGAGACCUUCCAGAAGUACUCGUCCGAGGCGGGCUUCAAGUACCUGCAUCACCUGGCUCAUCACAUCGACCUGAUCGCCAGCGUGCCGGUACGCAACAUCGGCAGUAUCGCCGGCAACCUGAUGAUCAAGCACGCGCACAACGAAUUUCCGUCCGACCUGUUUUUAAUGUUGGAGACCGCCGGUACCCAGAUACAUAUUCUCAAGGGACCCGGAAGCAAGGAAAGCAUGAUGCUGCAAGAGUUCCUCAAGACCGACAUGGAACACAAGAUCAUCUACAGCGUGGUACUUCCGGCACUGUCCGACGAUUACGAGUAUAGAUCUUACAAGAUCAUGCCAAGGGCACAGAACGCUCACGCGCACAUAAACGCUGGCUUCCUUUUCAAGCUCGGUGGAGACGGCAAGGUGCUGGAGAAACCCAACAUUAUCUUCGGUGGUAUCAAUGAGCACUUCCUGCACGCGAAGAACACGGAGGCGGUGUUGAUGGGUAAAUCGAUCCUCAACGAAAGCGUGCUGAAAACCGCCCUGGACACCCUGCACAAUGAACUGCAGCCUGACCACGUGUUACCGGAUUAUUCGCCGGAAUUCCGCAAAACCCUCGCCGAAGGAUUGUUCUACAAGUUUGUGCUGAGCAUCAAACCGGAGAACGUGAAUCGCAAACUUCGCAGCGGAGGCAGUAUUUUGGAACGAGAGGUCUCUUCAGGUACGCAGGACUACGACUCGGACAAGAGCACGUGGCCGGUGAACAAGCCGACGGUGAAGCUGGAGGCGAUCCAGCAGACGUCGGGCGAGGCUCAGUAUUGCAACGAUCUGCCACCGUAUCCCAGAGAAGUGUUCUGCGCCUUCGUCUCCACGGAAAUCAGUAACGGCAAGAUCAAAAGCAUCGACGCGAGCAAGGCGCUGGCCCAGAAGGGAGUGGUGGCGUUCUUCACCGCCAAGGACGUGCCUGGCAAGAAUCUGUUCACCUCAGCCGCCAGUCAGUUGAUGAUGCUGAUGUUCGACGAAGUCCUGUUCGCCGAGGAGGACGUUCUCUACGCGGGUCAACCGGUCGGCGUGAUCGCUGCCGAGACGCAAAACCUGGCGAACGAGGCUGCGAAGAUGGUCGAGAUCAAGUACAGCGAAGCCCUGCAGAGGAAGCCGGUGAUAACCAUCGAGGACGCGCUCGCAACGAAGGACGAUAGCAGAAUCAUGCAAGGCGUGAACUCUCCGGCGAAGAAAAAAGGAGAAAAUACAAAGCACGUAAUAAAGGGUGUCUUUAAGAUGGGUACUCAAUAUCAUUACACUAUGGAGACUCAAUCUUGCGUAUGCGUUCCCGUGGAGGACGGCAUGGAUGUCUAUCCAGCUUCACAAUGGAUAGAUAACAUUCAAGUAGCUAUCGCGGAUUGCCUUAAUGUCAAGAAUAAUAGUAUCAAUGUCAGCGUGAAACGAAUCGGUGGUGCAUAUGGAGCAAAAAUUUCGCGCAGUACACAAAUCGCGUGUGCAUGCGCUCUUGUAUGUCACAAACUGAAUCGUCCGGCCCGUUUCGUCAUGACGAUCGAGAGCAACAUGCAAUCGGUAGGCAAGAGAAUUUCAACACGCAAUGAAUACGAGAUCGGCGUCGAUGAUGAAGGAGUUAUCCAGUAUCUUGACUCGAAAUUCUGGUGCAACAAAGGUUGCGUCUACAACGAGCCUCACUCUUGGGCCGUAGCGCAUCACAUAGCUAGUUGUUACGUGACUGACUCUUGGACUCUAAACGGAUACGAAGUAAAAACUGACAUCCCGCCAAACACGUACGCUCGAGCACCAGGUUCUACGGAAGGAUUAGCCCUGACCGAACAUAUAAUGGAGCACAUCGCGAGGGUGACGAAGAAAGAUCCACUGCAAGUCAGACUGGCGAAUAUGAACGCCGACGACAAGGCUUUGCUAGAAAUAAUGCUGCGCGACUUGUCAAAAUCAGCUGAUUACGAGAUGCGAAAGCGAGCCGUCGACACAUUCAACAACGAGAAUCGUUGGAAGAAGAAGGGAAUCGCUAUAGUGCCGAUGAUGUAUCCGUUCAUGUUUUGGGGACAAUUCAACGCCAUGGUGUCGAUUUGCGCGCGCGAUGGAACCGUUUGCGUGACACACGGCGGAGUCGAAUGCGGCCAGGGUAUAAAUACUAAGGUUGCUCAAGUGGCAGCUUAUACAUUGGGGAUCGACCUCAACUUAGUCACCGUCAAAGCAAGCAAUAACAUAGUAACGCCCAAUAACUCGGUUACCGGAGGAAGUGUUACCAGCGAAAGCUGCGCAUACUCCACGAUUCAGGCUUGCAAGGAACUUUUAAAGAGACUCGAGCCGAUCAAGAAAGACUUGAAAGACCCGAGCUGGAAGGAGCUCGUUUUUGCAGCUUAUCUGAAGGAUGUUGAUUUAUGCGCGCGAUUUAUGUUCGCGCCUACACGCGACGACACGCUGAAGCCUUACAAGAUUUACGGCAUCACCAUCGCCGAGGUUGAGAUCGACCUGUUGACCGGCCAGCACAUUGUCAAAAGGGUGGACUUAAUGGAGGACGCUGGUAUGAGUUUAAAUCCGGAGAUCGAUGUCGGUCAGGUGGAGGGUGCUUUCGUGAUGGGAUUGGGAUACUGGACUUCCGAGGAACUGGUGUACGAUCCUAAAACAGGAGCAUUGAUAAAUGACAGAACUUGGAACUAUAAACCGCCAGGAGCGAAGGAUAUUCCCGUUGACUUCCGCGUGACCUUCGCCAGGAACAUGAGCAAUGGACUCGGUGUCCUCCGUUCAAAGGCGACCGGUGAGCCACCGCUUUGUAUGAGUUGUGUAAUUCCCAUCGCGAUCCGAAAUGCAUUGAACUCGGCCAGGGCGGAUGCCGGAAAUACGGAUGUCUGGUAUCAAUUGGAUGGACCAUUCACCAACGAACGUAUACUUCUAAAUAGUUUAACCAGCAAGGACAACAUGGUGCUCUGAAAGGAUGAUUCGUUCGCGCACGAAUAUUAAUAUUAUAUAUAUAAUAUAUACAUAUAAUAUAAAUAUUAUAUAU